CCUAAUGGUGAUCUUGGUGAAAAAUUUUCGAAAAUUACUCGCAAAACAAGCAAAAUUGAGAAGGCUCAUUCAAAUUCAGACCACAGCAGUUCAAAUUCAGAAGUUACAGAUGAACCUCUCUCAGAUGAUUCUGAUGAUGAUUUCGAGGUAAAGGCUAAAGGUAAAAAGAGUCCAUAUCCUAUUCCAGAAUUAUCAGAUGGAUCUUUUGAGACACCAAUAAGUUCAGAAUCCGAGACUUUUGAAAAUAAAAAAAUUUCAAAUGCUCCAAACGAGAAAAGUACUACAGACAAAUCUGAAUCAGACAAUGACGAGGAACCUAUAUCGUCUGAAAGCGACGUUUACAAAGAAGUUGAAGAAGUUCAAAAUUUCAAAGAAAUUUCCAACCCUGCUAUGCCCAAAAAGAAUAAUGUUGAUAGCGAUGAUGACGAUAGUUGGAUCAUACGUCCAAAAAAGGAAAUACAGAAGAACAAACUUGAAAUUAUUGCUGAAAAAUGCGAAAAGAGAUUAAACAGAGUGAGAAAUUUAAGUCAGGCUUUACCAAAAUUUGAUGAAGAUGAUUUGGAAAGUCCUUUGUCGGAAGAUGACUAA
This is a messenger RNA of Trichomonas vaginalis G3, 588 nucleotides long. RefSeq names its product MULE transposase domain-containing protein. The annotation marks the transcript as partial. The record is from RefSeq and is a predicted model, not a curated record. The transcript has a single exon. Lineage: Eukaryota; Parabasalia; Trichomonadida; Trichomonadidae.